This is a messenger RNA of Ctenocephalides felis (cat flea), 2445 nucleotides long. RefSeq lists its product as uncharacterized. Bases 1 to 2445 code for a protein of 814 amino acids. NCBI's taxonomy places the organism in Eukaryota, Metazoa, Arthropoda, Insecta, Siphonaptera, Pulicidae. The record is from RefSeq and is a predicted model, not a curated record. The transcript is spliced from 14 exons.
AUGAAGAGAAAUGUACACUUAGGAAAGACAAGAAAAUCAAAACCAGGAGAAGGGUUAUAUCCUGCACCAGCAUCAAAACCUUCUUUAACACCUUAUAGUAACAACAGCGACAGUAUGUUUUAUGAACCUUACGCAGAAUCUGUCUCCGACUCGGGCAGGUUGUCUCACCACCAAUACAAGAACGAAUCCUAUGAACCGAUUGAUAUGUACAGAAGACCCCGCAAACACAACCAUACAUUACAGGAACAACAGCUGAUGUAUCAUAAUGCACCAUAUCAUAAUCACAAUCAUCCGUGUUCAAACCUGCCACCUCAUAUCAUUCCCUUACAGUCUACUCCUGCGACUGAAUCUCUCGCCAGCGAGUCUACGGAUGGCAGUCGAAUUUUCAUCAUCAGGAAGGCCGCGGGGCCUCAGGCUCAUAACGUGGAAUAUAGUAACGAGGCUGCAGUAUAUGGGGAUCAUCAGCAUCCCCAAUAUCAGCAUUACGACAGACCUCGUAAAAUCGUACCUACCUCUCUUUCGCAGGUUGGUGGCAAAACUCGUCCACAUGUGACCGUGCUGACCCCACGGUAUAUACCGAAGUUCCGGGACAGAAAACCGCCGUUCAUCAGCAUGCCGCUGGCAACCAGACCCGAACCUAAACACAGCCGACAUUAUUUUUACAAGACUGUUCCCAAAGAGGGGUACGUUCAAAGACCAACAGGCUACACGCCGCGGGUAUCGCGUAUGAACGUCCUAGACAGUGACAAAGCUUCCCUCUGCCAGAAUUUGGUGGCAAAACGCUCUGCAAUGAAUUUGAAUCCUAGCAUGAUUCCAAUUUCCAGGAACGCUCACUCGAAACAAUCUAUCAUGUUAAUGCAAGCUCUUCAACAUCAACUACAACUCACCAAUAAUCAGAGCAUUCACACACUCGGUUCACAAACCGACCAGAACACCCAAACCACAUUUCCAUACCCGGAUGAUGACGAAAUCUUGGCGCAAAUUCAGCAGCAGGAAGAGCAGCAAAUGAAUUGUGCAAGCCCAGUCAAUUGCAAAAAGACUAUGGUUUAUGUGGAUAAUGAUGAACUGAAGAGUGGUCUGAGUAGCAAUAAUGAAACAAUUACUGAGAUGGGCGAUUUCGAGUUUGAUAUGGAACAGAGCUGUGAUGACGCGUCAAGCCAAGGGCCAACUGCAAUUCGUGUUGGCAGAUUCGCCGACUUGUUUCUUAAGUCUGAAACUGAAACUUCUAUCAAGAACACUAAAUCGCAGCAUGGAAAAAGAAGCGCACCAGAUGAUGCUACAUCUUGUACCUCUCAACGUAAAUUAAAGAAAAAGCGUUCUCUGUUAAUACAACCUCAAACAAGUAAGACGUCUAGUUCUAAACUUGAUAGCAAAACUUCGAAAACCAAAAAUGAACCUUUACCAUCACCCAGCUUGGAUUUGAGCACAGCUAAAACUGCAAACAAUGAAAAUGAGGUUGUUGGCCUGUACCGAUCGGCGCUUCUUACGCCACUCAGUUUUAGAUCAUCUAAGAUCCCACCGAUAGAAGCGACAUCUCAUCUUAUGCGUGGAAGGGCCGGCCAACUAUUUCCUAUAUCUUAUAUGCCAGCAACCUUUGGAUACAACGCGGCUUACUCUAAUUCUUUGGCCAAUUCCGUUGCUAAUGGUGGUGAUAGUCCUGGUUCGCCCGACCAACCGGCCAGGCCUGAUGACGACGUCUGCAGCAUUUCAGGAAAGACUACGCCGCGGGAAAGUGCCAUUCUUGAGACCGUACUGAGUAGUAUUGAUGCAUUGAAUAUCUCCGGAAGGGAAAGAACCAUGCUCAAUGAUAUAAUUGCAGAGGUAACUAGGCCUCCAUCAUGCCCGAUCAACGGUCCCAGCUGCAAAUGCCUUAAACCUAAAGAAAAGCCUGUAAGCCCAGAACCGACCAAGUUAGAAGCUACAGACAAGAAGCCUCUUAUUAGCCAAAGUGCUGGUCAAUUACCAACGACAAAAGGCUAUCAGCAUACUACCAGUUCAGGCCUUGGUUUUGUUGAUUCACGUACACGUUCCCCUAAAGAGGCAAUGCAAGAAGCCCGACUCAAGAUUCCAAGCGUCGCCAAACUCGAGCUGGAAAGAUCAAAAAGCAUAGUGAUUGGUCUGAUUGAUCAAGAAAUGAACAAAACUAAAAGCGGAACCGUCCAGAUAGACGCCGCCGACGCAAUAGCCUACGUCCAGCGUUCCACUGGAUCAGCCAAGGAGAUGGUAAUCACGGAAGCUGUGACAGAUACCCUGAUCAAGUUACCUCAGGGUCAAACAACCAGCGAAAGUACAACCACUACAAGCUCCAGUGAAUCACCGGCCUCGCUAGAACAACAGCGUGGAAAGUUGACCAAAUUGGUUAAGUUGAUGAGAAGAAAUCGGCUUAGACACAUCCAAAGCGAACUGAAGCAGCUGGAGGAGUUGGAUGAGUCUAUAGAUUUGUAA